ACACAAGACCAACAAGACCGCAAGAGAGAAGCGCAAUCGCUGAGCGCAAGUAAACCAACAAGCAUGGAAGUACCAAGUCCAAGUGACUGCUAGCGAUGACUGCGCCCCAAAGGCUCGUCAAUUUAAGAUCCAUAAUGUAAGUGAAGUCCUGCGCCGCCACGUUCGCCUACGACGCCUGACCGGUUAGACCAACGUAAUGUCCUUUACAUAUCCAUACUACCGAUACUGCUCCGUGUCCUGGUGCAAGAACAAUGGACGGUCACUCAAGUCCGGAUUGCGCUUCUUUCGUAUCCCAAUGGACAGCAGGUUGCCGGCAUGGGUGGCAUACACAGGAAGGGAGGACCUCAAAACAAAGACAGCCAGUAUGCUAAGUCGCAACUACAAAGUGUGCAGUGACCAUUUCACGGAUCGCGACUUUAUGAAUCCUGCAUGCCACAACAGGCUCACACGGCAGGCCAUACCAUCCGUCCCUCAUGAUGCAAAAGUUGCAGUUAGUGGCCAAAAAAAAGCACACUCUCGGCCGUCCAGUGCGGCCAACGAACGGCUGUCCACUUGCCAGAGGACCACAAAGAGGAGGUGGAAGUGGCAGAACGAGGCCUGGCGUUUUUGUCCUUCACCCGUUGACAACAAUAACCAGGCGACACCUGAUGACGAUAGUGAUGAUGGAGCAGCGAUGGCACCUCUGCCAGCCACCACCUCUGACGAGCAGUUCUUUAAUCAUGAAGACGUAUCACUUUACCUGGAGGUACUGUCGCACAUCUGUCGUGCAUCUGCAUUGCAUGAUGAGAAAAUACUCUCACUUACCCAAGAGUAGCACGUAACUACAAGGAAAGCCCAUACUGAUUUCUCAGAGAUAAAGUUUCACACAUUUACAAAAAGAAUUCCUGGUUCGAACGUGGGACCAACGCCUUUGCAGGGGUGGUUGCUCUGGCUAAUAACCUGAUUAGAAAUCGGGCCCGGUUAACCAUUAAAAGGGUACUGACACCAAUUUUUGAAGUUGACUUUACUCUGCCAUACAAAUAUCCUGAAUGCAGGAACGGCUCUGAGCAAGUGUGAAGCUCUGUAAAUGCUGAUAAGAUGUUUUAUUUUCACAUUAAAGUCUACUUUCUCAUGAUGCACGUAGUGACAUUGACAUUAUCGUGAUGUCACGCCACGAUUCAGCGUCCUUUUUUUUCUCUUCUCCUCAGCCAUGUAUUUGUGUAUGCAUGUCUGGAAUAAGGACUCAGACUCAGUAUCAA
This is a messenger RNA of Rhipicephalus sanguineus (brown dog tick), 1238 nucleotides long. RefSeq lists its product as uncharacterized. The coding region runs from base 197 to 814 and encodes 205 amino acids. NCBI's taxonomy places the organism in Eukaryota, Metazoa, Arthropoda, Arachnida, Ixodida, Ixodidae. The transcript is spliced from 5 exons. The record is from RefSeq and is a predicted model, not a curated record.